Molecule: messenger RNA, 318 nt
Organism: Arctia plantaginis
Lineage: Eukaryota; Metazoa; Arthropoda; Insecta; Lepidoptera; Erebidae
Source: the annotation of a GenBank genome assembly
AUGGAAGAAACUGAUUACGAUGAUGAAGAUAUCAGAUUACCCGAGGAGGCAACAGGGAGGCCAAUGCCACCCGAACUCCUAGAUAUGUUUGGGAACAAAUCGGCCAGGCACUUGGACUUAGAAGUUUGUAUGGUGUCUUUAUUAGAUGAUAUUAUACUAUCGCUGCAACCUCCUUGCUUUAUUAUUAAUAUACUUUUUUUUAUAGCUGGUCUAGAUCAAUUGGGAGGACCUGAAUAUCUUAAACCAAUAACAGUCAAUCCAGAAGGUGUAUUGUGGGCGUUCGCUCAUGACGGUGAAUGUUCAGAAGAAGUUAACUAG